GCCCGAGCGCGCCGAGCUCAGUUCGCUGCCCGCGCCGGCUCCCACCCGGCCCGACCCCGAUCCGGCCCGGCCAGGCUCCACACCAGCCACGAUGGAGGUGAUGAACCUGAUCGAGCAGCCCAUCAAGGUGACCGAGUGGCAGCAGACGUACACCUACGACUCAGGCAUCCACUCGGGCGCCAACACCUGCGUGCCCUCAGUCAGUGGCAAGGGCGUCGUGGAGGACGACGAGAGCUGCGGGCGCCAGUACACGAUCAAGAAGACCACCACCUACACACAGGGCGUGCCCCCGAGCCAAGGUGACCUGGAGUACCAGAUGUCCACGACAGCCAGAGCCAAGCGGGUGCGGGAGGCCAUGUGUCCUGGCGUGUCUGGCGAGGACAGCUCUCUGCUGCUGGCCACCCAGGUGGAGGGGCAGACCACCAACCUGCAGCGCCUGGCCGAGCCGUCCCAGCUGCUGAAGUCGGCCAUCGUACAUCUCAUCAACUACCAGGACGAUGCCGAGCUGGCCACCCGGGCCCUGCCCGAGCUCACCAAGCUGCUCAACGAUGAGGACCCGGUGGUGGUGACCAAGGCAGCCAUGAUUGUGAACCAGCUGUCGAAGAAGGAGGCCUCGCGCCGGGCCCUGAUGGGCUCGCCCCAGCUGGUGGCGGCCGUCGUGCGCACCAUGCAGAACACCAGCGACCUGGACACGGCCCGCUGCACCACCAGCAUCCUGCACAACCUCUCCCACCACCGCGAGGGGCUGCUCGCCAUCUUCAAGUCGGGCGGCAUCCCUGCUCUGGUUCGCAUGCUCAGCUCCCCCGUGGAGUCGGUCCUGUUCUACGCCAUCACCACGCUGCACAACCUGCUGCUCUACCAGGAGGGCGCUAAGAUGGCAGUGCGCCUGGCGGACGGGCUGCAGAAGAUGGUGCCCUUGCUCAACAAGAACAACCCCAAGUUCUUGGCCAUCACCACUGACUGCCUGCAGCUCCUGGCCUAUGGCAACCAGGAGAGCAAGCUGAUCAUCCUGGCCAAUGGAGGACCCCAGGCGCUUGUGCAGAUCAUGCGUAACUACAGUUACGAGAAGCUGCUCUGGACCACCAGCCGGGUGCUCAAGGUGCUGUCUGUGUGUCCCAGCAAUAAGCCUGCCAUUGUGGAGGCUGGUGGGAUGCAGGCCCUGGGCAAGCACCUGACAAGCAACAGCCCCCGCCUCGUGCAGAACUGCCUGUGGACCCUGCGCAACCUCUCAGACGUGGCCACCAAGCAGGAGGGCCUGGAGAGCGUGCUGAAGAUUCUGGUUAAUCAGCUGAGCGUGGACGACGUCAACGUCCUCACCUGCGCCACGGGCACUCUCUCCAACCUGACGUGCAACAACAGUAAGAACAAGACGCUGGUGACUCAGAACAGUGGCGUGGAGGCCCUCAUUCACGCCAUCCAGCGUGCCGGCGACAAGGAUGACAUCACAGAGCCCGCCGUCUGUGCCCUGCGCCACCUCACCAGCCGCCACCCCGAGGCCGAGAUGGCCCAGAACUCUGUGCGUCUCAACUACGGCAUCCCAGCUAUCGUGAAGCUGCUCAACCAGCCCAACCAGUGGCCACUGGUCAAGGCAACCAUUGGCCUGAUCAGGAACCUGGCGCUGUGCCCAGCCAACCAUGCCCCACUGCAGGAGGCCGCGGUCAUUCCCCGCCUCGUGCAGCUGCUGGUCAAGGCGCACCAGGACGCCCAGCGCCACGUGGCUGCAGGCACACAGCAGCCCUACACGGACGGCGUGAGGAUGGAGGAGAUCGUGGAGGGCUGCACUGGAGCCCUGCACAUCCUCGCCCGGGACCCCAUGAACCGCAUGGAGAUCUUCCGGCUCAACACCAUCCCCCUGUUCGUACAGCUCUUGUACUCGUCAGUGGAGAACAUUCAGCGUGUGGCCGCCGGGGUGCUGUGCGAGCUGGCCCAGGACAAGGAGGCGGCUGACGCCAUUGAUGCUGAGGGGGCCUCUGCGCCCCUCAUGGAGCUGCUGCACUCCCGCAACGAGGGCACAGCCACCUAUGCCGCUGCUGUCCUGUUCCGCAUCUCCGAGGACAAGAACCCAGAUUACCGGAAGCGUGUGUCCGUGGAGCUCACCAACUCCCUCUUCAAGCAUGACCCGGCUGCCUGGGAGGCUGCCCAGAGCAUGAUCCCCAUCAACGAGCCUUAUGCAGAUGACAUGGAUGCCACCUACCGCCCCAUGUACUCGAGCGACGUGCCCCUCGAUCCCCUGGAGAUGCACAUGGACAUGGACGGGGACUACCCCAUCGACACCUACAGCGACGGCCUCAGGCCCCCCUACCCCACUGCCGACCACAUGCUGGCCUAGAUGCCUCGACCCCUGGUGCGGUUCCUCAUCUGAGAGGCUCUCCGUGCAGGCGAUGGGGCAAGACAGAAAAGUGCCUGAGCUGGGGGCCGGGCUGCGACUUCCUGCUGAACCCCGCGCCCCCAGAGGUCCUCCGUAGGGUCUUUCUUGGGAUGGUGUUCUGCUCCUUCUUUUCUGUCCUGGGCCUGACACCCCCUCCCCACCCCUGUGGCCCUGGCCACUUAAAGCUUCAGACACAAGCUGCCCACUCUGUUCCCCACCCCAGAACCCCCCCCCCCCCCCAGCCUAUCUCCAGCUGCCUGGGCCCUGCAGGGUUUUGGUUCUUUCUCUGAGUCUGAUUUUCUCACCAAACUCCACUGACCAACUGCCCUGAAUUCCUGGGGUCUCUGGGACUCAAGGUUCAAGGCCUGAACCCCGCAAUUCCAAAGCUUCUCUUGAAAAGUUCAGGAACCGUCCAGGGGAGACGGGGCGGAGGUGUGGAGAGUGAGUCCCCGCUCCAGGGGACAGCCCGCUUCUCUCUCCAGGAUGCUCAGUUGGCUUUGCUCCUCAGUACCAGGGAGCUUUGGGGACAGCUCCCACACACCCUGUCCCACCCACACAACUGCCCUGGCUGGCCCCCAAGAAGUGCUCUUGGCUGACCCCUCUGGUGUGCGGUGAGGGGCUUUCUCUUACCCUUCCUGUUUCAGACUCCCCCCACCACCUCCUGCACACGCGUGGGGGAAUGGGGGGGUCCCAGCAGAGAGUUUUAUUAUUAUCGCUUUAUGUUUUUGGUUAUUGGUUUUUUUGUAUAGACCAAAGCAAAGAGAAUAAAAGUUACACAGAGAUCCAA
This is a messenger RNA of Lemur catta (Ring-tailed lemur), 3155 nucleotides long. RefSeq names its product junction plakoglobin (gene JUP). NCBI's taxonomy places the organism in Eukaryota, Metazoa, Chordata, Mammalia, Primates, Lemuridae. The record is from RefSeq and is a predicted model, not a curated record. Gene Ontology annotation, biological process: positive regulation of transcription by RNA polymerase II; cell adhesion. Gene Ontology annotation, molecular function: protein phosphatase binding; transcription coactivator activity; alpha-catenin binding. Gene Ontology annotation, cellular component: catenin complex; adherens junction.